UUCUCUGUAAUACUGUUAGUACCUUACCAUUGAAUCCUAGAUCCUUCCCACCAGAUAUUGAGUGAUUGUAUGUAGGGGUUCAGAUUCUUCCUAGUCUUUCUUUGUUAGUGUAGCACAAACAACCUGAAGUAAGUAUACCUGUCUUGAAUAUACGUAUAUGGGUGCGUUCCGGGGUUUCGUGACAUUCAUUUUCUUCUCUUCUAUAUCCUUUACUUGGCACAUUGCCAAAAGUACUGCUAACUGACCUCCUUUCACCUCCCCUUUCCUUUUUUCUCACCUGUCCGCCAGCCGCCACCAGACACCAGGAAAUGUUUGCGGUUGCGUAUAUGGGUGGGAGUAAGGUGACCUUGGGAGGGUCAACUGGUUGCCAGGUAGGAAUCCAUAGGAUAUUACAGUAGAGUAAAUUAAUUAUUUUGUUAAUCAAUGUGUAGUUUUAUUUUGUACGAUAUCACUUUUUUUUCGGUCUUCAGGAUGGUAACAUGCAGGUGCGGUACGAGUGUCACUCUCGGUGAGUUGCAUCAUGGCUCAUUUCCUGCCUGCGUAAGGUGACGGCCAAAGCGAGAACGGGGCGGAUAAGACUAAGCUGACCUCUUGCCCUCUACUUACCGCGAGUGCAACCGUAAUGACAGGAGAAAAUAAUGCGAUAUGGGAAGUCGCUGUUGUGACCUGGCCUCCUCGCCAACGGUGACCCGCGUACAAAACGCGAUGGGCGGGACGUUCUUUGCCACUCAUUUGUGAGAAACCAUCGGUAGAGCACACUAGUGCCGACCGUCAGCUGCUGACAUACUUUAAGAUACUUGACGUGAAGUCUUCGUGGUUCAAACAACGGACAGAGCGUGUAGAAAAUGGAGUCGCUUAGUUCAUAAAAGACGCCACGUGUUUGUCCUUACGAGUAGCUGUUGUUACUGAGGUGGUUAUUAUAUGCGAAACAAGAAAGAUCGACUCAGUUUUUUUUUUUUUUUCUGGUGUGAAAGAUUCCUGAUUGGGUGAUGUAAAUGUUGUCAAGCAGCAGCCAGAAUGGAGUCCUUGUUACUGCUUCUGCUAGUAACCACUUCAGUGAUGUCUCUGGAAGCCAAAAACUGGCCAUUUGUUGGAGUAUGGACACCCAAGGGUGUGACAGAGGACAUGCCAAGGUUACCUGGACUUGACACCUCCAGUCUUCAAGCUGAUGAAACAAAACAAAAUAAUCAGGAAACCAAAACUCUUGAUGAUCUUCUCUCACCUUUUGGUUCCCUCAGAUUAUCAACACUUGGGGUGCAUGCACUCUUUCCCCUGAUGUUGGCCUUCACCCUCUAUCUUGGUCUGGUACUGUGGGCCUCCUCUACCCUCCACAAAGAAGACUACCAACUCUACCAAACCAUCUCAGAGUUGAAUGCAAAAACAGACCAAAUUUCUGAAGGCCUGGCAGCACUUGCACAAAUGUACAUAGACAACUACCCCUUUGCCUACAGAAGUAACCCAAGGAGUCAAGAUCAUCAUCUGCAGAAUCCCUCCUAAAGAUUCACCAUGUAGGAUUUCAAGUAUAAUAUUUUUUUUUUUUUUUUUGUGUGUGUAACUGUGCAACUGACUCAUACAGUGUCAUUUGUGAGGGAUAUUGGUCUGAUUUACAAAUAGAUAUCAACUUAUUACAAACUUUGUUAGAUGGUUUAUGGUAUAUUAGCAGAGACUGUCAUGUAGAUUUGAAUAUUACUUAGUACAAUAACAAAACUUACUCUGAUGCUUCUCAAGAAGAGAGGAUGGCAUGUAAACCUGAAUUUUCUAAAUGUCUGGUUGAUCAUUUACUAAGUAGUAAAUACAAAACUCAAAUAUAGUAUCUUCGUGCCAAUACAAUGAAUAUAAACUACAUAUCUUCAAAUUAACACUGGCAGCUCCAAAGGGCAUUCGGCAGGGAAGAAAACCUUGCAUAAUAAUUCUGAAAGGCAUGUGUUACUUGAUAACAAUUUGUUAAUCUCCAGGGAUAUAUGCAACUUAAUUGUUCUUUCUUUUGCUUUUAUUUAGUAUUUCCUCAGAUGACUUCAUUACCAUGGCUUAGAUGUAUUCACUGCCCCACCAGGCAGCAGAUGUGUGACUCAAAAGGGUCAGCAAGGCACGAGAGUUUGUUCUACAGUGGAAGGGAGCCUCAUCCUUAUCUGACAUUCCUAGGUACUUGGUUAGCAAAGGCCUUGAAGAAUGAACUUAAUCUGCCAUAAUAUCUCCCUGCCUGAUGUCAUGUGUUGCAUGACAUGUUUAUGACUAAAUUUUCCCAUUAUCUGCCAUGGCAGCAGGUCUGGAUGCAGGCUAUUCAUAAAUUACUACACUUCUCCCAAUCACUACAUUAACACUGAGGUGUCCAGGCAGCUCCCUGCACACCUGUCCUCUACUUAGGCAAAACUGUAUGUUGUUCAUAUUGUGGUGCUUCUCUUCAAGGAUGUGUAUUUCUUUGUUGAUGGUCAGGCUACCCUGUAUGCCCUCUAGAGGGAUGGUGCCACGGUCCAUUUCAGCAGGAUACCCUCUCAUGUGGGUAUCCAGUUUAGAGAGAAGGUAGAUCGCCUUUCUCAUUGAAUCCUUUAGGAUGACAUGGUGGACUUUGGCACUGAGUGCUAGAUUAUCUUAAUUAUUAAGAGUAGCAUAAAUGAUUGUACAUGAUAACAUUAGUGAUCAGUUUGAGCUUUGUUGCCAUAGAGGUAGUACUAACAGUUUUCACUAUGUACAUGUCUUUCAGAGCUGUCAAUACACCUAUGAGAAACAGUGCAGCUCAGGACAUGGCAAUACAGCUCAGAUUAUGAUUUAGUAUGUAUUUUUGGGAAUUUUGUGAUUUUCCUGGUGUUAGCUGCACCCAGGAGGACACACUAUGCAUCACCAUAUCAUGGAAUGUCUACUCAUUCUUAAAUUGAGGCCACAGGGUCAUUUCCUAGACUCUGCCAUUCUUGGGAAUAUUUUCAAGGAAUACCCCAAGUUUGCCACCAAGUUGUGAUGCAGUUUGUGUAUCUUAUUUAGUCUUUCACUCCUAAUUCUGAUUCUCUCAAGAUUCAAUGACAUUUGUAUUGCAAUAUUUUUCUAUCUUCUGUAUUUAUUGGAUUGUCAUGCUGUCAUUCAUUAUUUGACCAGGGUGUGGGUGGCAAACUCCAUCCUCCUCCUGUGAUAUAUAAUCUCAUCCAACAAUAAACAUAUCAAUCAA
Messenger RNA from Portunus trituberculatus (swimming crab), 3157 nucleotides. RefSeq lists its product as uncharacterized. The transcript has 4 exons. NCBI's taxonomy places the organism in Eukaryota, Metazoa, Arthropoda, Malacostraca, Decapoda, Portunidae. The record is from RefSeq and is a predicted model, not a curated record. Bases 1018 to 1497 code for a protein of 159 amino acids.